Ctenocephalides felis (cat flea) is the source of this 1301-nucleotide messenger RNA. Its product is annotated as ovoinhibitor-like. The record is from RefSeq and is a predicted model, not a curated record. The transcript is spliced from 8 exons. NCBI's taxonomy places the organism in Eukaryota, Metazoa, Arthropoda, Insecta, Siphonaptera, Pulicidae. Gene Ontology annotation, molecular function: protein binding. The coding region runs from base 53 to 1150 and encodes 365 amino acids.
CAGAGCUAUCCCAGUUAUUACCAAAAGUUGAAAAUAUUAUAAAUUGAAAACAAUGACGUUUUUACGCAUUGCAGCACUAUUGUGUUUGGCUUUUGCCGCAUCGUUUGCCGAGGAUCUGGCUUGUCCAGGAAUCUGCACGGACGACUAUAGACCAGUUUGUGCCACGGCACCAGGAGAACGUCUGAUCACUUUCUCCAAUGAAUGCGAAAUGAGAAACUUUAACUGCCACCAAAAGAAAUCUCUAAAGAAACUUAGUGAUGGUAAAUGUCCACAAAUGACAAGGGAGACGGAAAAAUGCAAUUCAUUCUGUACUUUUGACUACAGACCUGUAUGUGCAGCAGCCGAUGGUGAAAUCAAAACAUUUGCAAAUGAAUGUAUUCUCAAAAACUACAACUGUCAAGAGCGCAAAUCUCUCAAGAAGGUCAGUGAUGGUGAAUGCCCUAAAAUAACAAGAGAAGCUGAAAAUGAUUGCAACUCCUUCUGCACUUUGGAGUUUAAUCCCGUAUGUACCCAACAAAAUGGAGAAUUCAGAACUUUCGCAAAUGAAUGCGUCCUCCGUACCUUCAAUUGCCAAAAACGUCAAUCAUUCAAAGUUGUCAGCUCAGGAGUUUGUCCAGAAAUUAAAAGGAAAUCUGAACAAAAAUGCGUAUCAUUCUGCACAUUUGAUUACAGGCCAGUUUGUGCUGGAGAAAGUGGAGAACUAAGAACAUUUGCCAAUGAAUGCGCUUUAAGAAACUACAACUGCCAGCAAAGAAAAUCACUCAAAAAAAUCAGUGAUGGUGAAUGUCCUCAAAUUACCAGAAACGAAAAGAACUGCAACUUGAAAUGUACCAAGGAAUACAGACCAGUCUGUGCCGGAGUUAAUGGUGAAUUGAAAACUUUCAACAACGAAUGCGUUUUGCAAAGUUACAAUUGUGUAAAUAAUAAAUCUCUUCAGAAAAUCAGUGAUGGCGAAUGUCCCAAAAUUGUAAGAAGUGAAGAAAACUGUCCAACCAUGUGCACUUUGGAUUACAGACCAGUUUGCGCAGCAGCCAACGGCGAAGUCAAAACUUUUGCUAAUGAAUGCGAUUUACGCAGUUACAACUGCCAACAACACAAAGCUCUGCAAAUCCUGAGCGAAGGAGAAUGUCCACAACUGACAAGAUUUUAGAAUGAACUUGUUCGUGACCUGACUGAUUAGUUUUAAGCUCUCUACUAUUUUUAUACUUCUUUUUUAUUGAAUUGUUAACUCGAAAGUUACAAGUUAUCCAAACUAUUGUUUGGAAUUUAUAAUAAUCAAAUAUUGUUUUAAAAUUUUGUUA